UAUGCUUAAAAAAAAAAAAGGGAAAUCAACCAUUUUAUCAGAACAAUAAUAAUAAGUUGAAUUAAUAAAAAAGCGUGAAAAAAUAAUGGCUGCUCCGGCCAUUGAGGGCGCAGCCGUCACGGCUCUCCGUUCGGUCAUGUUCCGGGUCCGCCAAUCUGCGGAGCGAGCUGGAACACGACCAGAACUAGUACGGGUCGUGGCCGUUUCCAAAACCAAACCCGUUUCCCUAAUCCGGCAAGUCUACGACGCUGGACACCGUUGCUUCGGCGAAAAUUACGUCCAAGAAAUCGUCGAUAAAGUCCCCCAGCUGCCAGAGGAUAUAGAGUGGCAUUUUAUUGGGCAUUUGCAGAGCAACAAAGUUAAAACCCUACUGGCUGGGGUUCCAAAUCUUGCCAUGGUAGAGGGUGUAGAUAAUGAGAAGGUUGCAAAUAUUCUUGACCGAGUAGUUUCAAGCCUUGGAAGAAACCCUUUGAAUGUCCUUGUCCAAGUGAAUACCAGUGGAGAAGCAUCAAAGUCUGGAAUUGAUCCUUCAGGUUGUGCAGCCCUUGCAGAAUAUGUUAAAUUGCACUGCCCAAAUUUGGUAUUUUCUGGCUUAAUGACAAUAGGGAUGCCGGACUAUACAUCAACUCCAGAGAACUUUAGGACACUAUUGAACUGUAGACUUGAGGUUUGCAAGGCACUUGGAAUGGCUGAGGACCAGUGUGAGCUAUCAAUGGGCAUGUCUGGUGAUUUUGAGCAAGCGAUUGAAAUGGGCAGUACUAACGUGAGAGUUGGAUCAACCAUAUUUGGACCCAGGGAAUAUACAAAGAAGCAACCAAACUAGUAGCUUCAAGGUCUUGGCCUAGUAAUCUGUAUAUUCAUGUUAUAACAGUAAACAUUGAUCAUACUUGUAAUUAGGUAUGUAUGCAUCGAUUUGUUUUGUAAAGGAUGUCAAAUUAGAGAAAAUAUUGAUACCAUCUCAUUGUAAUUGAACUCUAUUUAAAUUUGAAUAACUAUGGAUGUCACUAACCUCUUUAAGGGAU
Messenger RNA from Hevea brasiliensis (rubber tree), 1022 nucleotides. RefSeq lists its product as uncharacterized. The transcript is spliced from 7 exons. Gene Ontology annotation, molecular function: pyridoxal phosphate binding. The record is from RefSeq and is a predicted model, not a curated record. Bases 86 to 823 code for a protein of 245 amino acids. Gene Ontology annotation, cellular component: intracellular anatomical structure. Lineage: Eukaryota; Viridiplantae; Streptophyta; Magnoliopsida; Malpighiales; Euphorbiaceae.